CAACAGCAACAGCAGCAAGAUGUCGGAAAGAAGCAGCCAGGUCUAUUAUUCGUUCAAAAUCCAAACUUUGCGCGUGGAGUCCGUGCACAGCCCUCCUCCGGCCGAGGGUGCCGUCCAGCAGCAGCGCUCCGAGGCGCCGCGCUCCGCCUCGCCGAAGGAAGCAGCCGUCGCUUCGCCCAAGGAAGGAGCGAGACCCAAGGAAGGGGCGCCAGGCAAGGAAGCUCCUUCACCCACCGAAGGAGCCAGACCCAAGGAAGUUGCUUCGCUUAAGGAGGCUCGUUCACCCAACGAAGGAGCCAGACCCAAGGAAGUCGCGCCAGGCAAGCAGGGCUCGGCGCCUGCGCUGCACCAGCUCCUUUCCCCCGGCGACAGGGACAAAGGCGUCCAGGAUCCUGCCCCGAAAGUCUUCAUCCCUUCCUCCGACAGCAUGCCAGACAAGAAGUUCUUCGAGAAUCUCUCGGGAGAAGGGAAAGCCAUCGGGGUGUUGACCAGCGGAGGCGAUGCGCAAGGUAUGAAUGCAGCAGUCCGUGCGGUAGUGCGUAUGGGAAUUUAUGUUGAAGCAAAAGUAUAUUUUAUCUAUGAGGGUUACGAGGGCAUGGUUGAUGGAGGUGACAACAUUGUUGAAGUCACAUGGGAAAGUGUUUCAAGCAUCCUCCAAGUGGGAGGAACGGUCAUUGGCAGUGCACGCUGCAAAGCUUUUCGGACCCGGGAGGGCCGCUUGAAGGCAGCCUGCAACCUGGUGAAGUGUGGCAUCACCAACCUUUGUGUGAUUGGUGGGGACGGCAGCUUAACAGGGGCUAAUCUUUUCCGUGAGGAGUGGAAUAGCCUUUUAGAGGAACUGGCACAAAAUGGUGAGAUUGAAAAAGGGGCUGUCAAGAAGUACGCUUACCUCAACAUUGUGGGAAUGGUUGGCUCCAUCGACAAUGACUUCUGUGGUACCGAUAUGACCAUUGGCACUGACUCUGCCUUGCACAGAAUCAUUGAAGUUGUGGAUGCCAUUAUGACCACUGCUCAAAGCCAUCAGAGGACCUUUGUCCUGGAGGUGAUGGGGAGACACUGUGGGUACCUAGCUCUUGUUAGUGCCUUAGCCUGUGGUGCAGAUUAUGUCUUUAUUCCUGAAUAUCCACCUGAGGAAGGAUGGGAAGAUCAUAUGUGUUCUAGGCUUUCUGAGAACCGUGCACGAAAGAAAAGGCUGAAUAUCAUAAUCGUAGCAGAAGGUGCCAUUGAUUGCCACAACCAGCCUAUAACUUCAGAGCAAGUUAAGGAUCUUGUGGUGCAGCGACUAGGGUAUGACACUCGCGUGACUAUCCUUGGCCAUGUGCAAAGGGGAGGCACUCCCUCUGCAUUUGAUAGGAUUUUGGCAAGUCGCAUGGGUGUGGAGGCUGUCCUUGCCCUUCUAGAGGGCACACCUGAAACUCCUGCCUGUGUGGUCUCCCUGUCUGGAAACCAAGCUGUCCGCCUGCCUUUAAUGGAGUGUGUGCAGAUGACCCAAGAAGUACAGAAAGCCAUGGAUGGAAAAAGAUUCAGUGAGGCUGUGCAACUUCGUGGAAGGAGUUUUGAGAACAACUUGAAUACUUACAAGCUGCUGUCUACCAAAAAGUCGGCUGCCGACCUUCCCAAGACUAACUUCAAUGUAGCUGUUUUAAAUGUUGGUGCUCCAGCAGCUGGAAUGAAUGCUGCAGUCCGCUCUGCCGUGAGGAUCGGUAUAACUGAAGGACACAAAAUGUUUGCUGUCACUGAUGGAUUUGAAGGCUUUUCUAGAGGGCUGAUCAAAGAAAUCAGCUGGGGAGAUGUUGGAGGUUGGACUGGCCAAGGCGGGUCAAUUCUUGGCACAAAACGUGCACUCCCUGGAAAGUAUUUGGAGAAGAUUGCAGAACAAAUGCGAACUCAUAACAUCAGUGCCCUCCUGGUAAUUGGUGGAUUUGAGGCCUUCGAUGGCUGUUUGCAGUUAUUUGAAGCACGGCCCCGUUUUGAGGAGUUUUGCAUUCCUAUCUGCGUUGUGCCUGCUACUAUUAGCAACAAUGUGCCCGGCACUGACCUCAGUAUCGGUGCUGACACUUCCCUGAAUGCCAUUGUAGAGACAUGCGACCGAAUCAAACUGUCGGCAAGUGGGACAAAGCGACGUGUGUUCAUCAUUGAAACUAUGGGCGGCUAUUGCGGCUACUUGGCAAAUAUGGGUGCCCUCGCUGCAGGAGCUGAUGCUGCAUACAUCUUUGAAGAGAAAUUUGAUAUCAGAGAGCUCCAGGCCAACGUGGAACAUUUGACUGAAAAGAUGAAAACCAGCAUUCAACGUGGUUUGGUGCUGAGGAAUGAAAACAGUAGCGAGAAUUACACAACUGACUUCAUUUACCAGCUCUAUUCCGAAGAAGGGAAAGGAGUCUUUGACUGCAGAAAGAACGUACUGGGUCACAUGCAGCAGGGUGGCGCUCCUUCGCCAUUUGACAGAAACUUUGGGACAAAAAUUUCAGCGAAAGCUGUGCUUUGGCUCUCCAAGAAACUCCAAGAAUGCUAUCGAAGAGAUGAAGGAAGGGUAUUUGCCAACACUGAGGACAGUGCUUGCCUCCUGGGAAUGCGCCGGAGGAACUUUAUUUUCCAGCCUGUGGUUCAACUAAAGGAUGAAACAGACUUUGAGCACCGAAUUCCCCGCGAACAGUGGUGGCUGAAGUUACGGCCCCUGAUGAAAAUUCUGGCCAAAUACAAGACCAGCUAUGAUGUGUCAGAUUCGGGCCAGUUGGAGCAUGUGCGCAGACCAAAACAGGCAGAAGCGUGAGCCGACGGGUCCAAGGUGUCCUCCUGUUAAAAGGUUGCAAUAGCUCUCCAUUGUGUGUCAACGAUGUUUUAGAAUACUUGUUGCAGCUUCGUUUCGUAACAUCUUAAGUUAUUGUACCAGCACUUUAUGUGGAAAAACAAAAAGCCGCCAUCACAGACACUCUCUGCCUGUUAUUGUCCUAGGCUUCUUAAAAAGACACCACACAAAACACCCUAGAGCCUAACUUAACAACAAAAAACCCAACUUACCAAUGUGCUCCUUACCAAUAACCUGUGCAAAAACGGUUCUAUGCACUCCGUGUGAUGCUAUUCAUCUCUUGCACUUUUACCAGAUAGUGUUUACACUUAGAGAGUAUGUUACAGAGGCUUAGUUUUGUGUCAAACUAAAAAGGAAACAUAUAUGUCCCCCAACAAAAUAAAAUACUAUAUUAAAAGUAA
Lacerta agilis (Sand lizard) is the source of this 3207-nucleotide messenger RNA. It is a transcript of the gene PFKP, whose product is annotated as phosphofructokinase, platelet. Gene Ontology annotation, biological process: canonical glycolysis; fructose 1,6-bisphosphate metabolic process; fructose 6-phosphate metabolic process. The coding region runs from base 20 to 2770 and encodes 916 amino acids. Gene Ontology annotation, cellular component: membrane; cytoplasm; 6-phosphofructokinase complex. The transcript has 24 exons. The record is from RefSeq and is a predicted model, not a curated record. Gene Ontology annotation, molecular function: ATP binding; identical protein binding; monosaccharide binding. Lineage: Eukaryota; Metazoa; Chordata; Lepidosauria; Squamata; Lacertidae.